This is a messenger RNA of Cladocopium goreaui, 2042 nucleotides long. The record is from the annotation of a GenBank genome assembly. NCBI's taxonomy places the organism in Eukaryota, Dinophyceae, Suessiales, Symbiodiniaceae.
AAUGAACAUGAAUUCUUGUUAGAGCGGUUUUGCCAGUUGCAUAAGCAAAAUCGAAGGCAAGGGACACUGCAACCAUUCAGACAGAUACCCGUUAAACGGAAUGCUCAAGUCACAACGGCCUUGCCUGCCUCGAAGUCAGAUGGCUCCCAGCCAUGGGUGGGUACAGGUCGGCUUCCAGCCGCCGCCUAUCAACUACUCGCAGACUCAAGUGGUUGCGUUGGAGAUCUCAACAGCACAUGAUUGUUCCAGAAGACAGGCUUUGGCUCAUGUAUCGGUUAGCCAUGAUGACCAUGCUCCAUACUGGUUGUUUUGGUGUGUUUCUAGAUUCCACAUGUUCGACUCGAUUCCCUUUGCGUGGCAGACAACGCGACAUUUUUCCAUUAUCUCUGGUUGCCGGUCAGGAGUUCAAACCUGAAAGUUGGACAACUCAGCGUUGGGCUUUGCUUCGUCUGUUUGUCAAUGCAGUCAUUGGAUCCCUCAACUGGUGUUAUGGUGUGAAAAAGGGCGCAGUUGGGCCAAUCUGCAGAACGGUCGUGCAGCAGGAUGUUGUCAGCCGAAUUGUGAGUCGAUGUCUAAAUUUUGAGCAGCGAUUACAAGAGCCAAGUGCAGGAAGCUGGGAAGCCUUCACGCCUGACUGGGUCGACUUGGGAGAGCGCCCGUUGGGUCCCAAAUACGGAAAUUUGCAGGCAGAAGCUGUAGAUGUGCUUCCAUGUGCAGGCGCUUGUGAUCCCUCGACGUGUCUCCCACAAGAGGUGCGAGAAGUUGUGGAAUGUGAAGGCCUCAUGUUUGGUGAGGCCCCAGCCGGUCUGGAUGCAUAUGAGGGCGUGCCGCCAGAGGAUAGAGAACAAUAUGUCAAGCUGGUAGUUCGUCAACUCCGGGCCGGGCAAUUAGGACUUUCCAGUCAUGCCAAAGGCGGUGGCGGCGUCAUUGCCGUUGCCAAGCCUGGUGGCAAGCGGCAGCGUGCAGUGUGGAAUGGUAGUCGGGUUUCAGCAGCGGCUGCAAAACCUCCAAAGCCUCGUCAUUUGGCGUCUCCAACAGCUUUGACUUUUUUGGAAUGCAUGGAGGGCCGUACCAUCAGAUGCAGCAAGAGAGAUGCUAGCUGUUGGUUUGAUCAGUUGGCUCUACCAAAGGAAUUGCAACUAUGGAUGGGACGGCCCCCAGUAUACCUGGAGGAACUUUGCUCUGUUGGAGAUAUGACAAAAGAGGGGAUACAAAAACACAUGCUUCCUGGGUCCCAUACAAACAAAGAUUUGGUUGUGCCGGUCAGCUUGACAUGGCCUAUGGGAUUUGCGUGGAGUUCUUAUGUUGCCCAAGAAUUCUUGCUUGAUCUCUGCAAUUCAGCCGGCCUUUCGGAGCACAAAGUUUUAUCUUGCGAAACCACUACCCCAAUGUCCUUUGAGCUUGUUUUUGCAGCAGCAACUGAUGACCUGAUGAUUUUCAGUGAUGCCAGGCCAGGUGUCACACAAUCUGCCGCCAACAGAGUAGAUAGUGAAUUUCAACGGCGUGGUGCUGUCCGCAAUUCUCGCAAAGAUAUUGAUGAUGAGGUUUCUGCAACCUGUGUUGGGGUGCAACUGGAAGAGGGCACACAUCUGGGCGUCCCCCCACAGAGAUGCAUUGCAAUGGUGGUUUCUUUGCUCUUUGUGCUGGAAAAAGCCUUUGCGUCCCCCAAGCAAGUGCAUCAAAUCUUGGGAGUGCAACAGUGGUUUGACUUGCUGUGCCGCUGCAAGCUGUCUGUGCACAACAAAGUCUACAGUUUUGUGCGCGAUCCCCUGGACACUACGGGCCGUCCGUGCUUGGUCUAAGGCUUUCCGGGCUUCUCGGAAGUUGGCCAAUACCUCACCAUCCGUCGGUUCCUCCGCAAGGGCCAAAAUGGCCUCAUCAUGCCAUUCUUGGAUUUCUUCCAACUCAUCAUCCACUUCAUAGAUCCCAUUGGGCUCUUGCUGUUCUUCCACUGGCUCUUCAUCAUCUACUGCAUAAGUAUGUCCGGGCUGGUUCUUCUUCACCUUCACCUCCUAUAGACGUGGCAAGUACUACCGAUGAAA